AUGGUGACUAAAGAUCAGUCAGACUCAUCUUCAGGAGAAGCAUCCCCAGUGAGAAGCCCCGAAUUUAAAAAUGGGAGUGAACAACCGGGGUUCUUCGGUAUGCUCAUCAAGUCGGUAUUUGAGCCUGGUGCGAAUGCAGCUGUCGUUAUGGCCAUGAACCUAUGUUUCUUCUUCCUCUUACUCACUUUAUUCGGUCUGGCGGUAUUGACACAGUGGAAUAAACAUGUAUUGUUAUUAUUGGGUGUGACCGCAUUACUAUGGGGCUCAAUGAUGUGGUUUGUAUUGGAAUUGACGAAAGUGCAAAAUCGUCCCGAUAACAUGCCUCCGCCUACACUCGAUCUGAUUCCUACCAUGUCACCUGGACAAAGCGAGAUUGAUAAGGAAAAGAAGAAAGAUCGAUAA
Molecule: messenger RNA, 402 nt
Organism: Kwoniella botswanensis
Lineage: Eukaryota; Fungi; Basidiomycota; Tremellomycetes; Tremellales; Cryptococcaceae
Exons: 4
Coding region: 1-402 (133 amino acids)
Biological process (GO): vacuolar proton-transporting V-type ATPase complex assembly
Cellular component (GO): endoplasmic reticulum membrane
Source: RefSeq, a predicted model, not a curated record